This is a messenger RNA of Gadus chalcogrammus (walleye pollock), 5332 nucleotides long. It is a transcript of the gene lrch2, whose product is annotated as leucine-rich repeats and calponin homology (CH) domain containing 2. The transcript is spliced from 21 exons. Bases 60 to 2276 code for a protein of 738 amino acids. Lineage: Eukaryota; Metazoa; Chordata; Actinopteri; Gadiformes; Gadidae. The record is from RefSeq and is a predicted model, not a curated record. Gene Ontology annotation, molecular function: protein binding.
CUAAAUGCGCAUGGGCGGGGAUCUCUUAUUAUUGUAAGCGUACAUUUCUCUUGCAAAAAAUGGCGUCUAGUCAGGGAGGUGUGAGCGCCGUAACGGCUCCACAAAGCCAACACAUCUCUAACGGAGCUCAAUGGAACAACAUGGGAGUCAGCCAGCACCAGCACCAGCACCACACCGCCCGGAGCCUGGACCGGGCUCUGGACGAUGCCGUGUGCUCCGGGAUAUUGAAUCUCAGCGGCAGGAAGCUGAGAGAGUACCCAGGAGUGAGCUAUGAUCUUACGGAUACGACACAAGCAGACCUCUCCAAGAACCGCCUGACGGAGGUCCCGGCGGAGGUGUGUCUGUUUGCUCCGCUGGAGUCGCUCCACCUCUACCACAACUGCAUCAAGUGUGUCCCCGAAGCCAUCAUCAACCUGCAGAUGCUCACCUACCUGGACAUCAGUCGGAACCUGCUGUCGGUGCUGCCCCAGUACCUGUUCGGCCUGCCCCUCAAGGUGCUGCUGGUGAGCAACAACAAGCUGGCCUGCCUGCCCGAUCACAUCGGCAACGCCAAGGGGCUGAUGGAGCUGGACAUCAGCUGUAAUGAGAUCCAGGUGCUGCCCGCCCAGGUGGGCCAGCUCCACGCGCUGCGGGAGCUCAACAUCAGGAAGAACUGUCUACACAUGCUGCCAGAGGAGUUGUCUGACCUGCCGCUGAUCCGACUAGACUUCUCCUGUAACAAGAUCACAGAGAUCCCGAUAGCCUAUAGGAAGCUCCGACAGCUACAGCACAUCGUCCUCGACAACAACCCCAUGCAAUCCCCCCCUGCACAGAUCUGCCUGAAGGGCAAAGUGCACAUCUUCAAAUACCUGAACAUCCAGGCAUGUCGGACAGACAAGAAGCCUGAUUCCCUUGAACUGCCGUCUCUAGGGAAACGCUGCCUUCCUCAGGCGCUGACAGACAGCAUGGAGGAUUUCUACCCCAAUAAGAACCACGGGCCCGACUCUGGCAUCGGGAGUGACAACGGGGAGAAGAGGCUUUCCACGACAGAGCCCUCGGAUGACGACACGAUGAGUCUCCAUUCUCAGGUCUCGGAGACGGCCCGGGCCGACGCCCUCCUGCUACUCUCCAAGAUGGACUCCUGCAAAGAUCAGGACCUCUAUGACUUCGUAGAGCCCAACCAGGAGGAGGAGUCGGCGCUGUCGGAGGGGGAGGGCCAGCACAUGUCCUGCAUCAAGGAACUGGAGAAGGUCCUCAACAUGUCCCAGCAGAGCAAAGACAAGGACAGCUGGAAGGAGGAGUCGGGCUCAGAUAAGGAGCCGUUGGCGGAGGAAGACGAGGAUGAGCUCAAGGAGGUGCUGGACCUGAGGAAGAUCGCCGUCCAGCUCCUCCAGCAGGAGCAGCAGAAUAGGCGUCGCUCUCUCAUCUGUCGGGCGGAGAGUCUGAUCCACCGGCGGAGGGUGACGGGCCGGGCGCACAGGUUCUUAAGUCACUCUGGGAGCUGCAGCAGUAAGCCAAGACCUCCGCCCCAGGCCACACGCAGUGCUUCCCUGGACGAGGGCACCAGCGGGGUGUCGGAGCCCAGCGGACAGCCCUCCUCCUCCUGCUCCUUCGACGGGGGCUUGAAGUCUGAGCCCUGUGACGCAAAAUGGUCAGAGAUUCCCCCGCUGCUCAACCAGAACGAGGAGCGAAGGAGGAACAAAUAUCUGAGGAAGGACUACCUUAAGUAUGUUUGUCAGAGCACACGCAAAUCGUCCUCUGGCGGCAGCGACGACUGUGAGGAUGGCUUGAGACACGCAGAUUUCAGCACGGCGCUCACGGUGUUUGGGCUGAAGCCUCGUUCAGCAUUCACACGCAGCUCCCGGCAGGAGGUGACCUCCAACGACCCCAGCUUCACCAUGAGGAGGAAGAUGGAGCACCUGAGGGAGGAGCUGGAGCAGAUUGGCCUCCUCCGUCAGAACAUCGAGUCCAGACUGAAGGUGUUCCUCCCGGACGACGUGGGCGCGGCUCUCAUGGACGGCGUGGUGCUCAGCCACCUGGCCAAUCACAUCAGCCCACGCUCCGUCCCCAGCAUCCACAUGCCCUCCCCCGCCGUGCCCAAGCUUAGCAUGGCCAAGUGCCGCCGGAACGUGGAGAACUUCCUGGACGCGUGUAAGAAGCUUGGCGUCACGCAGGACCAGCUGUGCCUGCCCCACCACAUCCUGGAGGAGCGUGGCCUGGUGAAGGUGGGCAUGACAGUGCAGGCUCUCCUGGACCUCCCCGCCUCAAAGACCCCCCAGCUGGAGGCUGAUGAUUGACCCACCACACCAGGUGGGGGGGGGGGAGGGGCGUGGUCCGGCUCUAGCCACACACCCAGACCCCCUGCCUCCAGCCCCAGCCCCCAUCCCUGGAGGGGAGAGGUGGGGUGACCGUGGAGUGAUGCCAGGGGGUCCAGGGAACCUUCCUUUAGGAGGUGAGGACCUGGUUGUCAUGGAGAGGACCCCGGGUGGGGGAGGGAUUGGGGGGACUUACCAGCUGACUGAGUUGGAGGACAGGAGGGGGAGACUACACCCUCCAGUCUUCUCGUGUGAAGACAGCUGGCAGCAGCCAACUCCUGUUUUUAUUUCCCUGUCGUGUGUGUGUGUGUGUGUGUGUGUGUGUGUGUGUGUGUGUGUGUGUGUGUGUGUGUGUGUGUGUGUGUGUGUGUGUGUGUGUGUGUGUGUGUGUGUGUGUGUGUGUGUGUGUGUGUGUGUGUGUGUGUGUGCUAAAGUGGGAUAGACACUUGCCUAGGUUGACGCAAAGGCCUAAACUGUGGACAAUGAGUCCAUAAUAACUGCGUGUGCGUGCGCGUUAUAUCUAUUGCUGUCAUCUCAUACGUCAGCAGUAGGUUGUUGUACAGGUGAGCAAUCAGAGCUUUGAAUUAGACAAGAAAUUGUUGUUAUUUUUUAUCUUCAUUUAAUUUAUUGCACAUUAUGAGGCUCAAUGUAUGUUUCUUUUUCUUCUUAUUUUUGUUAUUUAUUUACCCUGUGUUGCCAAGGGAGACAGAAUAAAUGGGGUGUGUUUGCUGGAGACACACAAACCUGGAGUAGCUUCAGUUUGUCAACUCUAUCUUAUUUCUCGGGUAGUCUGUAAAUCAUGCCUACAAUUAGUAAUAAAUUCAGGGUUAAAGUAAAUAAACCACAAAAAAUAACUGCUGUUUCACACGAUAAUACAACUAUAUAUUCUGCUUUUUUGUGUUUCAAAAUGUUGUUGAGUUUCUUUUUAUUUGAUUGUCUUUCAAGCAUCUUUUGAGCUUCAGGUAAUUUCCCAAACUCUCAACAGUGCAGGGCAUAUUGCUUUUUAGGGUAUUGACAUGUUAAGCUCAGGUUAUCCCAGAGCACUUAUCUGUUACACACCUGUAAGUCAAUUUUACUCAGUUUCACAUCAUGUGUCUUUUUCAAAUAUGUAAAAAAAAAAAAAAAAAGUUUAUGAUAAAAUCUCCUCAUCUGAAUAAUGUUAUUUGAAUGUUUUCCUGACAAGCAAAACAUGCCCAUCUCACAAUAUCAAAAUGAAGAACGCAAACCUCAAUAAUCUCAGCCCAAACUAGCAAAGAGUUGAACACCUUAGGAUCAACAGAUAGUCCUUUUCCAUUGGCCCUUUUGGCAACAGUGAGUCAAGCAAUGGUGCGUUGAUUUUCAUUUCCAUUAGACCUCCCAGUUUAAAACGUGAUGAGUCAGGCCCAAGAUGAACCAUCUCCGGAGUCGGGCCAAAGAGCACAUUGUGUUCUUGUGUCUUGAGACGCGUCGUCAUGUAAGCUGAGUAUGGCUCAUGGUUCGGGACUGCUUGAUAUGUUGUUAUUUCUGUUGCUAUUACUGUGACAGCCUAAUUGAUGCACAUUAUGACGUUCAAUUAUGUAUUUAAUAAUAAUAAUAGGUUGGGUGUUUUGUGAGUGUACCCAAAAAAGGAGUAGCUCGAAUUUGCCAACCCUUAUCUUACUCCAUAUUAUGGACUCGUUGUUUCCCACGACUCUUGCCUUCCACAUUCCUUCCAAAAUGAAUUAGCAACAGGAUUGCAUAUUCAGGGGGGUUAGGGCAUUUUGUUCAAUGAUGCCUAUAGAUGUAAUGUAGCGGCCUAAUCUAAGGGGUUCAUGAUGAUAAAGAUACUAGCACACAGCAGUGAUUUCUGUUUGACCAUAUCCACCUAUCCUUCAAACUAAAUUUCUCAUCGCCGAUUGAAUUGUGUGUGAUGCUUCGCUCUGAAACAAACCUAAUAUACAUUCUAUUAAAUUCAAUGAUAAAUGGCCUAAAUGCCCAUUUAAAUGUCAAUGUCUCGAUAACAAAUUGAUCACAAUUGAAAUCAGGUUAUGAUAUAAAACUAAAUACAAUAAGUUAGUGUUGUGGCAUCAACUCAAAACAAGCGCCUCGUCAGUUAAAGCACACCUUCAAGCCCUGUUGUAAUGGAGAUGCAAACGGGCCACAAGGGUUUCCUUGUGUUUUUUCCCUACCUUGUUUGUUAGUUGUUUUGUUCCCUAGCAGCCCUGUCAGAACAAUGCAAACCAGAAAUGAUUCCCUGAAAUCAAAUAUUAUAUUGUAGUGACCUAAGCGCAAGAAUGGAAAAUAGUGAAGGAAGAGGCUGAGGUUGAUGUCUGCUUUCCAAAAUCAAAUCAAGCAUGCUGGGGUAACACUGACGUCUCCGACAACAAAGCCACCGUUGUCCUCGGGAUUUUCCAUAAUUUUAAAUUUUAUUUUGGCCUGUGUAUUAUGACAGUUUAAUUAUCAAUUUAUUAUAAGCAAGCAAACAAACAGAUGGAUAAACAGAGGUUUUUCUUUAUUCUACCCAACCUAAAAGCCUUGUCCUCUAUGACCACUCCAUGAAUAAAGUCCUGCUAAAACAGAAUAGCAUUUGAAAGAUGAAGACAGCUUAGAGCACUGUAGGAUUUCAAGAUGGAUGUUAAAUCAGCUGGCUUAUUAUUUGCAAACAAUACAUCCAUUGCAAACGUAUACAUGAGCUGAUCCACAAAGUGUCAGACUCGUCGUUGCUUGCCAUGCCUCCUCCACCUGCCAUCCCGCUCAUGUUUCCAGCCUUGGUAUAGGCGGGGGCGGGCAGACAAGGCCCUAUCCAAUAUUUAAAUUUAAACUGCAGUACCGCUUUUCAAUGCUCACUGUCAUCGCUACGAAUUGUACCAAAAUUCAACCAAAAUGUUGCCAAAAUUAUGCUAAUUGUACGAUCUUUGCAUUGUAGUUGAAUGGGUAUAACAAAGCCAGCCCCGUAAAACCUGCCAAUGUAGCCUACCCGAUAGGCUACCCCCCAGUGCAAUCCUUGGUUUUUCUAUUCUGUGGGUUGAUAUAAGAGGACACUCGGGAAACAGCUCCCCAGGCCAACUUGUGUGUCAGGA